CAUCCUUGAUGGGAUUCCAGGAUUGUCAUCUCCCAAACUUGAAAAACAAGACACGUGUCUGGGAGGGGACAUUCAUUUGCACCCAGUCAUUGAAAGUGGUUAGAAGAAACACCAGGUCCAUCCAAUAUCUAGAAGAAACACCAGGUCCACCCAGAAUCCAGCAAGGAUUUUGGCCAUGUGCAUUGAUACUGGGACGGUUUCCUUGGACAUAGAGAAGAGAGACAUCAGCUGCCCCCAAUGGCUGCUAAGAUCUUUGAGAACAUUGGCAAACUUAGUUUGGGCUUAGCAUUUGCUGGUGGAGUGGUCAACUCUAUUCUUUAUAACGUGGAUGCAGGUCACCGGGCGGUCAUCUUUGAUCGAUAUCUGGGUGUUCAGGAUGAGGUGAUAGGAGAAGGGACUCAUUUUCUCAUCCCCUGGCUGCAGAAGCCCAUAAUUUUCGACUGCCGUUCUCGCCCUCACAAUGUCCCUGUAACCACGGGGAGCAAAGAUCUCCAGAACGUGAAUAUUACACUCCGGAUCUUGUUCCGGCCGGUGAUAAUGCAGCUCCCUCGGAUUUACACAACGAUCGGUGAAGACUAUGACGACCGAGUGCUACCUUCCAUCACGACAGAGGUGCUCAAAUCGGUGGUGGCUCGCUUUGAUGCAGAGGAACUGAUCACACAGAGAGAGUUAGUUUCCAGACAGGUGAAUGAAGACCUGUCGGAACGGGCAGCUAGCUUUGGCAUCACUCUGGAUGACGUUUCGUUGACUCAUCUGACGUUCAGCAAGGACUUCUUGGAUGCGGUAGAAAUGAAGCAAGUGGCACAGCAGGAAGCAGAAAAGGCGAGGUUCUUUGUGGAAAAAGCUGAGUACCAGAAGAAAGCCAUUAUCAUCAUGGCCGAAGGAGAUUCCAAAGCUGCAGAGCUGAUUGCCAACUCCCUGGCUUCCGCAGGGGAAGGUCUUGUGGAACUGCGCAAACUUGAGGCAGCUGAGGACAUAGCAAAACAGCUGGCCCAGUCCCGCAAUGUUACCUACGUACCAUCAUCUCUCUUCCCACUACCUCGAUGAGUCUGCCUUGGGCCUGUUCCUUUUCUGUUUCUUCCUAUUCCCUUGACAGUAGCCAAAUUAGUCAAAACCUAUCAUGAAUAUCAACUGUAGAGUGUCAAGAUGAUGGCCAAAAUGUAAUGUGGAUUGGAAAAUUCCUCAUCUAGUAAAUUUCUCUUUCAAUGUCCAUAAA
This is a messenger RNA of Pantherophis guttatus, 1216 nucleotides long. NCBI's taxonomy places the organism in Eukaryota, Metazoa, Chordata, Lepidosauria, Squamata, Colubridae. The record is from RefSeq and is a predicted model, not a curated record.